CACACACACACACACACACAUGCGAUCUAUCUGAUUAAAGACCUGAGAAACCAGAGGAAACUUUAAACACACUGAGAGCUCCUGAAGAUUCAGACCCUGGUGAUGGUGGACGAUCCGAAGUUCCCGAUGGAGAACCGUGAGCGUGUCCUGGCCGUCGAGAACUCCUUCAUGCCCGGUGGGAAACCCCUCCUGGCUCCGGAUCGCAUCCUGAUCGGAGAAGGUCGUCUGCUGAAGCUGUGCAGACGCAAACCGCAGCCCAAAGCCUUCUUCCUGUUUAACGACAUCCUGGUGUACGGCAGCAUCGUGGUCCCGGGCCGCUGGAACAGCCACCAGCAGAUCCUGCGUCUGGAGGAACUGAAGCAGGAGGACCUGGAGGACGAGGCGGGGAUGAGUAACCAGUGGCUCCUCCGGACACCGCGCAAGUCCUUCCGCAUCUCCGCGGAGUCGCUGGAGGAGAAGCAGGAGUGGAUGGCGCACAUCGAGCGCUGCAGGAUGGAGCAGCUGAAAAAGCUCGGUUUGUCCACCGCGAUGAAGCCGUUCGCCGCCACCUGGAUCCCCGACGCCGCCUCGGCCGUGUGCAUGCGCUGCGCGGAACCCUUUAACGUCACGCAGCGCAGACACCACUGCAGAAACUGCGGCUUCGUGGUGUGUAACUCCUGCUCGAAGGGUCGCGCGGUCCUCGCACACAUCUCACCCAAACCGGUCCGGGUGUGUCGUCUCUGUAGGGAGGUUCUGAGUGGGCAGGACGUCUGCGAUGAGUCCCUCAGGGAGAAAGACUCGGUCGAGCAGAUGCCCAAAUAUGAGGACUCCAGUGACGAGGAGAACCAAACACACACCACAUGGUUUAACACUUACCAAGUACCUGAGCCGCUCUACUGCUACCUCAACCCCCAGCACACCAAACCUCCAUCGCCCAAGCGUGGACCUCUACAGAACAUCUGAGGAACCUACAGAUACACUUAAAAAGACAACACUGCAGUUCUCCACUACACACACACACACACACACACACACACACAUCAUUAUCAUCUUCAUUUCUUCCCAACACUAUUUCCAUCUCACUGCCACAUCAUCUCCUCAUCUUCAUCCACACCACCGACGGUGUUCCACCUUCUCCUGUGCUGGACCGCGAGGAUGUGGGACGAGAAUUCAACGCUAAGGUGAAGAACACUCAGUGUACGACUACACACUAUCAAAAUAUUUAAAUAUUUAAACAUUUUAUGAUGAAAACACUAUUAUUGUUCUGUGUCAAAAUCCUGAUGCUGCUGAGUUUCUACAUUAAUAUUCUGUGUGCAAAGUUUUAUCAUAAAUCAUCAUCAUCAUCAUCAUCAUUUUACUCAAUGUUAUCAUGUAAUAUCAAGAAAAACAAGGAUUUACUAUUAUAAGAUAUUACUUAUAUUUAGUGCUACAUAGACUUAAGAACACAGCAGAGAUGCUGAUUAGUGACGUCAGUACUACGACAAGGCUGCGCCCUCUGGUGGAGGUGUGAGGUGUGACACUGUUUGUGUUUGUACAUGUUUGUAUUUAAUGUUAUAUUUCAAGCCCUAAUAAAUUUUAUUAUAAAAAG
Molecule: messenger RNA, 1567 nt
Organism: Clarias gariepinus (North African catfish)
Lineage: Eukaryota; Metazoa; Chordata; Actinopteri; Siluriformes; Clariidae
Gene: plekhf1
Product: pleckstrin homology domain containing, family F (with FYVE domain) member 1
Exons: 2
Coding region: 103-942 (279 amino acids)
Molecular function (GO): phosphatidylinositol binding; metal ion binding
Source: RefSeq, a predicted model, not a curated record